UUACAGUUUAAAUAAAAAAGUAUACUUUGAAUAUACUAAGUAAACUUAAAAUCCUGGUAUAUUAUCAAAUGACAGAGUAUACAGAGUAGAGCAUAAAAAUUUAGAGAAGAGAAUAAAAAAAGCGAUGAUACAGGAUAUGAGUGGAAGAAAAAUGGUGAGACAUGUAUGUGGGAGUAGUGUUGUCGGUCGCUGGGAUUUCGAGGGUGAAGAUUCGACCAGCCUCCUUCAUCAUAAAGCGGACUAAGUGGGGAAAGAACAACAUAGGGUAGUUUGUUAGCUGGACUACGAACACGUGCCGCCUGUCAUACCUUUGGUAAGAUCUUCUCUCUAGUACCCGACAGAGAAUUAGUAAUAGAUUAGCUGGUGACGCGAUAUCACUAACCAGAUCAACAUAUUGAGUUUUAUAAACAUGAGUUGUGAUAAAUACUAGAAUUUAAUUAUUUACAGUUGACAUUAAACAGCUUCUUGAACAGAUAAAAAAUGAAAGAAGAUCUUGACAUGUCGAGCCAGUCCUCGGAAUAUCCGGGGUACUGUGAUUCAAGUGAUGAAAGUGUAAUUACUGACCAGAGAAGUGAUCCACGCGCUGUUUCUUCGCCGAUAUCCAGUGCUUUUUCUAUAGACAGCAUACUUGGGAAGAAAGAUCUCCGGAAAAGUGAAUCCGCAGUUGAAUUUAAUGACAAAAGUGAUAAAAGUUACCAGGAAUUUAAGGAACAAGCUCAUGUUAUACGACCGCUAGCAAUAUCUUCUAAUCCUGCGAAUUAUUUUUAUGAACAUGGUGCAAAUGAAAGUUAUCCAGCUUUUGAAGGAUUAGGAAAUCCUGGAUAUUCAGCUUCAUUAGCUUCAGCUUCUUUUAUCUAUACAAAUUGGUUUAGUCAAAAUAAAACAAACCCAUUAUUUGGGCUUCAAGCUCCUAAACCGAGUGGAAGAAGAUCGAGAAAACCUGGAAUAGAUCGCAAACCAAGACAAGCUUAUAGUGCCAAACAAUUGGAACGACUUGAAGCUGAAUUUAAGGUUGAUAAGUAUUUGAGCGUAAGCAAGCGAAUGGAAUUAUCAAAAACAUUGAGCCUAACAGAAGUACAAAUAAAAACAUGGUUUCAAAAUAGGCGAACAAAGUGGAAAAAACAGCUGACUUCUCGAUUAAAAAUAGCCCAAAGACAAGGUAUUUUUCCACCUGCAUAUCUUACACAUACGCAAUAUCCUCUGCUACCUUACUACGCGUCACCUUUGAUAUUCAAUUCUUCUUCAUCUGACGAGAUCAUGUCUUCCUCAAUUGUAGUCAAUCAGCCAAUCUCCGAGGAAAGGCUUUAA
Messenger RNA from Cotesia glomerata, 1308 nucleotides. RefSeq names its product homeobox protein HMX2-like. Gene Ontology annotation, molecular function: DNA binding; DNA-binding transcription factor activity, RNA polymerase II-specific. Lineage: Eukaryota; Metazoa; Arthropoda; Insecta; Hymenoptera; Braconidae. The record is from RefSeq and is a predicted model, not a curated record. Bases 481 to 1308 code for a protein of 275 amino acids. The transcript is spliced from 4 exons. Gene Ontology annotation, biological process: regulation of DNA-templated transcription.